Panicum virgatum (switchgrass) is the source of this 3287-nucleotide messenger RNA. RefSeq lists its product as uncharacterized. Gene Ontology annotation, molecular function: metalloendopeptidase activity. The transcript has 16 exons. Gene Ontology annotation, cellular component: cytoplasm; membrane. Gene Ontology annotation, biological process: cell adhesion; proteolysis. The coding region runs from base 412 to 2922 and encodes 836 amino acids. Lineage: Eukaryota; Viridiplantae; Streptophyta; Magnoliopsida; Poales; Poaceae. The record is from RefSeq and is a predicted model, not a curated record.
UAGCCUUCACGACUAAAUCCACCACCACUCCCGCACCCCUCACCUCUCCCCCGCGUCGCCUCCUGCCUCCCCCUCACUCUGCGCGUCGGGCGGGGGCAGCUGCCGCGGGGCGGCACCAAACCCUAGUGGCUCCGGGCGGCAUCGAUCCGCUCUCCAGCGGCCGGACGCCGGGCGAGGCGCGGCGGUGGUUGCGCUCGCGCUCGCGCUCGGCGCGCGGGUCCCGCGGCGGGGGCUCGACGAGGGCGCGGUGGGCCCCCCGCUCCAGGCGGCGCGGGCGUUAAGGCGGCGGGCGGAGGCGGGGAGGGGUUGGGAUUUCUUGCGCGGGACGAUGAGGCGGAGGCUCGCGGCCGCGGCGUCGCGGGCGGGGCUGUGAAUGGGAGCGGCGGGGCGCUGCGGGCGGCGGCUGCGCACAUGGAGGCCGGGGCACCGCCCCGCGGCGGGCGCGGGAGGGUGCUUUGGCUCGUCAGCGUCGAGAUUGCGUUGAUUCUAGUCUGUACUCAAGGAGCUGGUGCGGAUUCUGGCGAAAGCAAAGCAUUGCUUCCGCAAGACGUGGAAGCUGGAGAAAAGGAUGUUUACCUUAGCCACUCUUGCAUCCAUGACGAGAUCCUACAUCAGCGGCGACGAGCUGGGCGGAAGGAGUACUCUGUCAUGCCACAGGUGUACCAUGAGUCUCGAGAAAAAGCGGAGCACGUAAGAGGACGGCACUUGUUGAGUUUGUCGUCUUCGCGUGCUCCACAGAGGAAUGUCAGGAAGCCAAUACGCAUAUACCUCAAUUACGAUGCUGUCGGGCACUCGCCUGACCGGGAUUGUAAAAGAGUUGGUGACAUCGUAAAGCUUGGCGAGCCUCCUGUACUGUCAGCACCAGGAACACCUAUAUGCGAUCCUCAUGGCGAUCCACCACUGGUGGGAGACUGCUGGUAUAAUUGCACCCUUGAGGACAUAGCUGGGGAGGACAAGAAGCAACGGCUCCGGAAGGCACUGGGACAAACAGUAGAGUGGUUUAGAAAAGCUCUAGCUGUUGAACCUGUCAAGGGGAACCUGCGGCUCAGUGGGUACUCAGCUUGUGGUCAGGAUGGAGGUGUGCAACUACCCCAUGCAUAUGUUGAAGAUGGUGUUGCUAAUGCCGAUUUAGUCCUCUUAGUAACAACAAGACCGACGACAGGUAACACCCUUGCAUGGGCUGUGGCCUGCGAACGUGAUCAGUGGGGUCGAGCCAUUGCAGGACAUGUUAAUGUGGCCCCUCGUCAUUUGACAGCUGAAGCAGAAACAUUACUUUCAGCUACUCUAAUACAUGAGGUCAUGCAUGUUCUAGGAUUUGAUCCUCAUGCCUUCACACAUUUUCGUGAUGAAAGGAAGAGGAGACGUGGUCAGGUUACUGUUCAGACUUUGGAUGAAAAGCUUGGAAGAAUGGUUACUCGUGUUGUCCUACCUCGAGUAGUAAUGCACUCCAGACAUCACUAUGGAGCAUUUUCCCAAAACUUCACUGGGUUGGAAUUGGAGGAUGGGGGAGGCAGGGGUACCUCAGGUUCACAUUGGGAGAAAAGACUCUUAAUGAAUGAGAUCAUGACUGGGUCAGUGGAUACAAGAUCGGUGGUUUCAAGAAUGACUUUAGCACUAUUGGAGGACAGUGGAUGGUAUCAAGCUAAUUACAGCAUGGCUGAGCAUUUAGAUUGGGGCCGGAAUCAGGGAACAGAGUUUGCUAUAUCUCCUUGCAAUUCGUGGAAAGGGGCAUACCACUGCAACACAACUCAACUAUCAGGAUGCACAUAUAAUAGAGAAGCAGAGGGUUACUGCCCUAUAGUAAGCUAUAGUGGGGACUUGCCCAAAUGGGCUCAGUAUUUUCCCCAAGCCAAUAAAGGUGGUCAGUCUUCACUAGCAGAUUACUGCACAUAUUAUGUUGCUUAUUCCGAUGGUUCAUGCACUGAUGUAAAUAGCGCACGAGCACCUGACAGAAUGUUAGGUGAAGUGCGAGGAAGUAACUCAAGGUGCAUGGCCUCAACUCUAGUGCGAACAGGCUUUGUCCGUGGAUCUAUGACCCAAGGAAAUGGCUGUUAUCAGCAUCGCUGCACAAACAACUCAUUAGAGGUUGCUGUUGAUGGAAUCUGGAAGUCAUGUCCACAAGCCGGUGGGCCUGUUCAGUUCCCAGGAUUUAAUGGGGAAUUAAUUUGCCCGGCGUAUCAUGAGUUGUGUAAUACUGUACUAGUCCUUGUGACUGGCCAGUGUCCCAAAUCGUGUAGUUUUAAUGGUGACUGCAUCGAUGGGACCUGUCAGUGUUUCCCUGGGUUUCAUGGACGUGACUGCAGCAGAAGAUCUUGUCCAGACAAGUGCAGUGGCCAUGGUAUAUGCAAAGCUAAUGGGAUCUGCGAAUGUCAAAAUGGAUGGACAGGGAUUGAUUGUUCAACAGCGGUCUGUGAUGAACAAUGUAGUUUGCAUGGAGGGGUUUGCGAUAAUGGUAAAUGUGAGUUCCGUUGUUCAGAUUAUGCGGGCUACACUUGUCAAAAGGGUUCUACAAUACUGCCCAGCCUGUCAAUGUGUCAUGAUGUACUUGUUAGAGAUUCGGAUGGGCAGCAUUGUGCACCAAGUGAACUCAGCAUACUACAACAGCUUGAAGCUGUAGUUCUGGUGCCAAAUUACAAUAGGUUGAUGCCAAGUGGACGGACGGCACGGACCUUUCUUAACUUCUUCAACAAUGCCAAUUGUGCAGCAGCUGCGAAGCGGCUGGCCUGCUGGAUCUCGAUUCAACGGUGUGACGAGGAUGGGGACAACAGGCUUCGGGUAUGCUAUUCUGCAUGCGAAUUGUACAAUACCGCUUGUGGAGCGGGUCUGGAUUGCUCAGACCAGACCCUUUUUAGCAAGAGGGAAGAGGAGGAGAAAGGUGUUCCUUGCACAGGAUAUGGCGAGAAGAAAUCUUUCUGGCUAUAACUUCUCCCGAGCUUCUCCCCUUACUGCUGUGGAAGAAGCUCAGCAAUUGUGUAAAGUAUAAUUGACUGUUUUCUUUUCUUUUUUUCCUUUUCAUCCACUACUUCCCAAUUGUAGGAUACGGGAAGUAGGAGGUCCAUUUCACCUAGGCGCCUGAAGAUGGGUGCCUGGUGUACAAGCUGUGUUGGAGUGGGCUCUUUGUUAGAAGGUUAGUCUGACUGGAAGAGGGGAGUUGUGGGAGAUGGAGGUGGAUGGUAGAUUCUUUGUUUUCGCUUCAGAAGUAGUGAAGGGAAUGUAAAGGUUGAUGUGUGUUGUAAUCCAUGAUCCUUAACAGAAUCAUUUCAAUGAGAGCCCCUGUGUUGUGUCUC